AUGGCAGAAUCCGCCUUUGCCUACCAUGAACCCUCGAUUUUGACCAUCCUAAAUCAGACAGGGCUCCUCUUAGUGCUGAACCUCGUCAACACUUGUCUCGAUAAGCUGCUCUACUGCGGUUUGAUUGGCCAGCUCUUCAUCGGAAUCCUCUGGGGCACCCCCGGCGCAAAAUGGCUGGACCGCGGGACGGAGAUCGUGAUACAGCAGCUGGGAUACCUGGGACUGAUCAUGCUGGUAUACGAGGGCGGUCUGUCGACGUCCCUGUCCUCGCUCCGGGCGAAUAUGUGCCUGUCGCUCGCGGUCGCGUUCACCGGCAUUGCCGUGCCCAUGGCAUUGUCGUUCAUCCUGAUGGAGCUCGUCUCUACCACGCCUCUUCAGGCUUUUGCGGCCGGCGCGGCGCUGACUGCGACUAGUCUGGGAACCACGUUCACGAUCCUCUCCACGACAGAGCUUAUAACAACGCGUCUGGGGACAGUUACUACCAGUGCGGCCAUGCUGGACGAUGUCGUUGGUCUUGUUAUGGUUCAAAUCAUUUCGAACCUCGGUGGGAGCGGAGACGCGUUCAGCGCGGUGACUGUUGUCCGGCCCCUUUUCGUAUCGGUUGGCUUCGGAGUUGGCGUCGUCCUUGUGUGUAGAUUUGUCGCACGGCCGAUUCUCCUUUGCCUUCUCGCAUCGCAAAAAGAGCUGCCCCAGUUUACCCGCACUCCGCAAUUCGCGUUCCUUGGAUAUACGGCCUUGCUGGUUGGUUUGGUGGCGGGAGCGACCUAUGCCGGGACGUCUAGUCUUUUUGCGGCGUACCUCGCUGGAGUCAUCACAUCGUGGUUCGACAGCCAUGUGCACAGCACGGAAGAUUCAGCUAUCGAGCCGCAAUCCGCAAAUGAGACCUCGGCUCCACAACAAGUCGAGCCUGGGAUUCAUCAAGACGCCGCUCGCGGUCCCUCAUAUACUCCCUCAACCCAGGCCAACCAUGAGCCCAAGGUCACAGGCACUUACGUAUACGAACACUAUUACCACAGCCCCGUCAAUCGCAUUCUGAUCCCGAUGUUCUUCGCCUCCAUCGGGUUCGCGAUCCCAAUCACCGAAAUGUUUGAAGGAAGCAUCGUGUGGCGCGGCUUCGUCUACGCGAUCCUCAUGACGUUCGGCAAGAUGUGCACGGGCCUGUGGCUUGUUCGUUUCUCACCUCUAUCGGGUAUGACUUCUCUCGUCCGAAUCCUCAAGGCACCUUACGGCUACGCCAGGACUUGUCUCCGACGGCAAUCAUCUCAACCAAACCGCGAGAAGGGCCAACGACAGACACCGAGUCAAGAAAGUACUCAAGUUCCAGCCACCAGCCUCACUACGGACUCAAAUACCGAGCUCCCGAAUCAACUGGACCUUACAACAGACAGCGGCGCCGCAUCUACCCCUGAUGCCCGGGACCAGACCCGCCCGGUAACCUCAUCGACAUCAUCCCUCCCGCAAGCCCCGAGAUCCCUCUAUCCAGCCUCGAUCCUGUCACUGGCAAUGGUCGCGCGCGGCGAAAUCGGGUACCUAAUCGCCUCACUUGCCGAAUCGAACGGGAUCUUCGGCGUGGCUGCGGAGGGGUCAUCCUCGGAGACGUACCUCAUUGUCGUCUGGGCGAUCUCGCUGUGUACCCUUGUCGGGCCGGUUUGUGUCGGGACGCUGGUCAAGAGGGUCAAAGCGUUGCAGAAGGAGGAGAGGAACGGAGCGGGGCGGGGUGGCAGUGGCAGGGAUCCGCUGGGGGUUUGGGGCAUUUGA
Aspergillus calidoustus is the source of this 1758-nucleotide messenger RNA. Lineage: Eukaryota; Fungi; Ascomycota; Eurotiomycetes; Eurotiales; Aspergillaceae. The record is from the annotation of a GenBank genome assembly.